AUGGAAACCAUUGGUAACAUGGACAGACAGACUACCCGUGAACAACCCCUGGACCUAAAUGCAAUUCAAAUGACUAUAGAGAAUGAAGGAAGCCCUAAUCUUACUGAAACUGAUCCACUUGUAAAUGAAAACAGGAACAUAAUUACUAUGAUAAACGUGAGCAACUAGGAGAUGACCGAGGGCGAUGAUAUUGAUGAGUAAAAGCAAUCUAAUUUAGCAGAUAAUCUUCGAGGCGAAUAUAGCAACGUUAUUGCUUUCGAGCAAAUUAAAUACGAAGGGAGUUCUGAAAACCAGAGUGAAUCUACUUAGAGAAAUCAAUAAAUCAAUCAAGUGAGAACUGAUCAAUUGUACGAAGAAUCAAGGGAUAUCGAAUCAGUUUAAAAUGAAAAUAUUUUCAAUCUGCGAAACAAUAAGCUUUAGGAAAAUGAAAAUUUAGAAGAAGUAGUAAGAUCAAUUAAAAGGUCUAGACUAGAUUCUCUUCUAGGCAUCAGCGGUAACUUCCUUAACCAGUAGAACGAUCAAACAUCUUAGGAAAUAAUGAGCCAAGGAGACCAUUAAGAUUCGAAUGGCUGCUAUGCUAUAUUCGAUCUAGGUAAUAAGUAAUACACAAAGUGCUCACUUGAUGACAUCCUAAGCUUUAAGAACAACCUUCUAUCGAAUCUCAGAAGAAAUACUCUAAAUAUCGACAGUUUCUAUACUAAUGAUAAGAAUAACAGCUAUAUGAUCAUGCUCACAUCCAUAAAGGAGAAAGACCUAAGACUAAUUAUGAGCAAAUACAACCUGAAUCCCAUAAUCAUAUGGGAAAUCAUACUUAAGCAACAAUAUGAUAAAAUCGUGACAAUAGAUGAGCAGACUGCAUUCUAUAACUUUGAAGUUAUUGAAGAAAAUUAGCUUCAAAAGAAAUUCAUCAUAAAAGUUAUUCAUCAAUACACAAGAAACAUCAUGUUUGUUUUAACAACAAUGAAAGGGCAGUAGCCAAUGAUGAACAUUAUGAGAAAUCUGUUUAAAUUUAAGGACUUAGCAGAAAUGCCUGUUGACAAGAGAAGAAGUAUCAUUGAUGAUAAUAGUCCAUUAACGAUUAGGGUGAAUGAGGAAGCGAUGGAAGAUAGAUUGAAAUUCCUUUAAGAAUUAAAACUGAAUCUAGCUCCUUCAACGUAUUCUAAUGGUCAUGCUUAGCAAGAAUAAAAAGAUAAAAAAGAAAGAACUACAGCGGUAGCUGGAAUUAAUGAUGAUCGUUCCUCUAGCGAUAAUGAAAACGACAAUCUCAGUAAAAGUGAUGAGUCAUUUGUAUCAUAAUUUGUAGGAUUGCCAAAGAGACAGGAAACUUUUGGGAAACUGUCUCCUCGAGUAAGUUAGAGACUUAGCCAAUUACCUUGCUAAUUGAACUGUGAGGAUAUUUUAUUUGGAAUUAUUGAUGAAUCUUUGAGGAAGAUUGAACCAAUUAUUUUGAGGUUCGAGAUUGAAGCAUAAGCCUUAAAUAAUCUUAGCCUUAACUUAAGUCAUUUUGAAAAACUGGACUAUGUUAGACGAAGUCAUAUGGCUAAAGAUGUGAUGAUGAGUUUCGAGAAUGAUCUUGACAUUAAGGAGAAGUUUUUCAGAAAACUCAAAAAUAAAAAGUUUAUUUCUAACAAAUUUAAGCUGCUAAUUAAAUUCCUAAAAGGUAGACUAUAUAACUCACAGAUUAUAAUGAAGAAGGCUAAAAAUGUUGUUUAGCUGAGUGACUAGACUUAUGAAAACAUGGUAGAUAAUAAGCUUAAUGAGCACUCCAAUAACCUUAACAGAAUCAUGCAAGGUCUCGCUGCGAUAACAGUAAUAUUCUUGCCUUUCAAUGUAAUAAGCGGAUUUAUGGGCAUGAACGUACAAGUUCCAAUGGGAGAUGAGGAAACAAUACUACCGUUCUUUAUGUUAUUUGUUGCUGCUUUUGUAUUGGCUUUUUUCUCAUACUUUCUAUUGAAAUGUCUAAAGUGGCUUUGA
Messenger RNA from Stylonychia lemnae, 1974 nucleotides. Lineage: Eukaryota; Ciliophora; Spirotrichea; Sporadotrichida; Oxytrichidae. The record is from the annotation of a GenBank genome assembly.